AUGCACAUUCAACUCUUCUUGCUACUCCCGAUCAUCUUCCUCGUUCUUUCACUCGUCCAUAGACUCAGUCGAGCCGUCUUCUCUCCACUCAAAGACAUCCCUGGUCCUUUCUGGGCCCGUUUCACCAAGCUAUGGUACUUCAGGCGCGUGCAAAAAGGUGGAUUUGAGCAGGAUAAUAUUUCCUUACACCAAAAAUAUGGUCCCGUGGUGCGUGUUGGCCCGAAUCAGUACAGCAUCAGCGAAAUAGCCGCUAUCAAGACGGUCUAUGGCACUGGGUCGCAGUUUGCCAAGGCCUCUUGGUAUGAUGCCUGGAAGCAUCCGGCACAGUGGACUGUAUUCUCAGAUCGCGAUAUUAAGAGACAUGCCGAUACCCGAAAACGCUUCACAAAUCUGUAUUCUAUGAGUUCGCUGGUGCAUUAUGAGGGAUUUGUGGAUCAUUGUGCCGACAUAUUCAUUGAGCGACUCAAUGAGUUCGCGGACAAAGAGCAGUCUUUGAACCUCGGCCACUGGUUUCAAUGCUAUGCGUUCGAUGUUAUUGGAAAUAUAACCUUUGGAGAGCGGUUUGGCUUCCUGGACCGAGGUCAUGAUAUUGACGGAGCCAUGAAUGCCCUGAACAAGGUGCUGACGUACAGUACUCUGGCCGGUAUCUAUCCAGAGUGGCAUCCACGACUCUUCGGCCCCUUAAGUCGGUUCAAGGGAUCUGGCGCCGGUGGACGAGCCUACAUCGCCAACUUUGUGCGAGAAAAGAUCCGCUCUCAUGAGCUCAAAAAGACAGAUCCUGAAGCUGCCGAUGAAUCUCUCCAAAAUCAAGACUUUGUGGAUAAAAUGAUCUCAGCCCGCAAUAAAAACCCAGAAAAAGUCACGGAUUACCAUCUCUUCAUUAUGGGCCAAUCUAAUGUUGCUGCGGGGUCUGAUACCACGUCGAUUAGUCUGUCCGGUAUCAUGUGGUUUAUCAUGCACAACCCCGAGGUACUACGCAAGUUACGCGAGGAAAUUGAUGAAUUUACCCUGCAGGGCAAAUGCAGUGUCAAUAUUACCUUCAAAGAGAGCCAGGAGAUGCCAUACUUCCAGGCUAUCAUGAAAGAGGCUCUCCGCAUGCAUAGCGCUACAGGUUUACCCAUGUGGAGAGUUGUUCCCGCUGGUGGUGCGGAAAUCGAUGGCCGUUUCUUCCCUGAAGGUACUGAGGUCGGCGUCAAUGCUUGGGUUGCGCAUUAUGAUGAGCGGGUAUUCCCUGAUGCAAAGCUUUUCCGUCCCGAAAGGUGGCUAGAGGCGGAAACCAGUCCUGAGCAGUUGAAGGAGAUGAAUCAGAUGUACAUGCCGUUUGGCCUUGGAUCAAGAACGUGUCUGGGAAAACACAUUUCAAUCCUUGAGAUGUCGAAGCUGAUCCCCCGUCUGGUUAAGGCUUACGACUUCACUCCCUUGAGAAAGACAUGGAUGACGGAGAACUACUGGUUCGUGAAGCCGACGAAUUUUGAAGUCUACGUGCAAAAGAAAUAG
Messenger RNA from Penicillium atrosanguineum, 1497 nucleotides. Its product is annotated as cytochrome P450. The transcript has 4 exons. Bases 1 to 1497 code for a protein of 498 amino acids. Gene Ontology annotation, molecular function: iron ion binding; heme binding; oxidoreductase activity, acting on paired donors, with incorporation or reduction of molecular oxygen. The record is from RefSeq and is a predicted model, not a curated record. NCBI's taxonomy places the organism in Eukaryota, Fungi, Ascomycota, Eurotiomycetes, Eurotiales, Aspergillaceae.